AUGGCCAUGCCAUCAGACAGGCGUGCUUCACCGGACCUCCAAUCUCACCAUCCACGCACAGAAGCAUUGCGCUGGUCCGGCCCGAGGCCGACGAGCUACGGCUUGAUUCCAGCUCUGCCUGGUGUGCCUUCCUUGCCGACGCACGAAAAUGAAAUAGGAUCUCUUACAUUUUCGGAAAUGGUAGAGGGCUGUAAGAUAUUCAUGUCCUCUUAUUAUCAACUUGGAUUCAUACCGAAGGCGUUGUUCUUGGAGCGUCUGAAGCAGCAACCAAAAUCAGAAGAAAUGUUUCUACUGUAUAGUAUGCUCAGCGUCUCUGCCAGGUUCACACCCAGCCUCGUGCGGCGCUUCAAAGGAGGCCUCAAAGCAACAGGGAUAUUUGCAGACAUUGCUGCUGUUUAUGGCCUGCAUGCUCUUCACGAUCCUUCCGUCGAGCAUACGCAAGCAUUUUUCCUCCUAGGACUUGCGGAAUGGGGAAGUGGAAAUAGGAACCGCGGCUCAGUGCACAUGGGAAUUGCUGUAAGAAUGGCCGCAAUCCUGCAUUUGCAUCGGGAGGACUCAUAUACCCUGGCGCCUGGCCAUUCCGCCGCAGAUGUGAUAAAUGCAGAGGUGGCCAGACGCACAUUCUGGACUCUACAGGGUCAAGAAGUUCUUCAUUCGGCGAACGACGUGCCUGCCUCUUUCUGUCUCCAUGACAUUACGGCCUUGCUGCCGUGUGAUGAAAGUGAAUUUGCUUUUGGCGAGGUACGUAACAAAAGGCUAGCUCUGAGGGGAACACAACCUGCUAUUGAAGACCCGACUUUGUGCAAUCUACCCUCACGUUCAAUCUACGCCGGUCUCAUACAGGUACAAAAUCUGUGGGGACGUGUCGCACGUCACCCUCAUAAUGGUGAAGGAAAACCUAUCGACAAACCCUGGCGACCCACCAGCUAUUACUCACAAAUGUGUGAAGAACUCAAUUCGUGGGGAGGGCAGUUAAAUCCCAGGCAUACAUGGUCAAUCUGGAAUUUCCGCGGCUUCAAAACCGAAGGGUUGCACCUGGGAUAUUUAUCCAUGGUGAUGACCUACAGUUUGUGCAAGGUCGUCCUUCGCCGAAGAUAUCUAAAAUGGAUCAUGGAAUAUGUUCUACCUAGUCCAGACAGCCAGAACCUUGAGCACCGCAAAUAUUGGGAAACCAUGUCUCACGAGUUGUUCCACGAGGUGGUGACACUUUACGAGCAAAUCGAUGCCUUCAUGUCCCAAAGGUCACCGGAUGAAGGGUUUCCAACUGAAAUUGUAUUUUUCGUCUACAUCUGUGGCUCGCUCUCUUGCUACUUGUCAAAGUGGCCUAGGUUAUGUCCGGAGCUCGGUGGCCAUGCGGAUACGAUGUUGAAUCGGUCCUUGGAAGUUUUGAAGCAACUUCACUAUGACUGGCCCAUGGCAGAGCGUUGGAGAGUCGCUCUACAGAACAUGACAUCGUCACCGUCCAACAGAUUUCCCCUGUCGCCAGAGGCGAGAACGACGUGGGAGCAGACCCAACUUGUGAACCCGGCUAGUCCACUGGAUGGCCCAUGUUCAAGAGAGCCGUCAGAUCAGGAUGCUCCAGAUCUUGCAGCACCCAUCGCGCCCCCGACAUCGAUGUCCAUAAUCAACCAACAACAGGCCACAGAAAGUGGUCAUGUCCAAGACCCUCCUCAACUUGGAUAUGGCCACCUGCCAACCACGAACACAAGCUUCUAUCAAUGUGACGAUUUUGAUCCCGACCUUUGGAUGGUCUUUGCAGACGAAGAUUCUCAUUUCAAUGUGAUGGAGGCGUAUCCGGCAUACGAUAUUUGAG
Messenger RNA from Exophiala xenobiotica, 1813 nucleotides. RefSeq lists its product as uncharacterized. Gene Ontology annotation, biological process: DNA-templated transcription. The transcript has 10 exons. Lineage: Eukaryota; Fungi; Ascomycota; Eurotiomycetes; Chaetothyriales; Herpotrichiellaceae. The record is from RefSeq and is a predicted model, not a curated record. Gene Ontology annotation, molecular function: zinc ion binding; DNA binding. Bases 1 to 1812 code for a protein of 603 amino acids. Gene Ontology annotation, cellular component: nucleus.